This is a messenger RNA of Octodon degus (degu), 2004 nucleotides long. It is a transcript of the gene Proc, whose product is annotated as protein C, inactivator of coagulation factors Va and VIIIa. Gene Ontology annotation, cellular component: extracellular region. Lineage: Eukaryota; Metazoa; Chordata; Mammalia; Rodentia; Octodontidae. Gene Ontology annotation, molecular function: serine-type endopeptidase activity; calcium ion binding. The coding region runs from base 112 to 1911 and encodes 599 amino acids. Gene Ontology annotation, biological process: blood coagulation; proteolysis. The record is from RefSeq and is a predicted model, not a curated record. The transcript has 10 exons.
GGUGGCCUUCUACUGGUUAUGGAUUAACCGAGUUCCAGGCCAUCAUGGCGGCAGGAAGGCAGUCUUGCAGCCUCGCCAGGGCCCACCCCUACAGGCGUCAGCGACGGCAGAAUGUGGCAGCUGGCAGGCUUGCUGCUCUUCCUGGCCACCUGGGGCGUUUCCAGCAAACCAGUUCCUCCUGACGCGGUGUUCUCCAGCAGCCAGCGUGCCCACCAGGUGCUGCGGAUCCGCAAACGUGCCAACGCCUUCUUGGAGGAGGUCCGGCCUGGCAACCUGGAGCGUGAAUGCUACGAGGAGAUCUGCGACUUCGAGGAAGCCAAGGAAAUCUUCCAUAAUGUGGAUGCCACACUGGCCUUCUGGUCCUCGUACUUUGACGGUGAUCAGUGCAAAAGCCUACCGCCAGAGCACCCAUGCGCCAGCCUCUGCUGCGAGCACGGCACGUGCGUCGACGGUCUGGGCAGCUUCACCUGCACCUGCAACCCGGGCUGGGAGGGCCGCUUCUGCCAGAACGAAGUGGGCUUCAGCAACUGCUCAGUGGACAACGGUGGCUGCGCGCACUACUGCCUGGCCGAGGGGGAAUCACGGCGCUGUAGCUGCGCGCCGGGCUACCAGCUGGCGGACGACCACCUCCAGUGCGAGCCCUCGGUGAUAUUCCCAUGUGGGAGGAUACAGAAGCAGGUGGAGAAGAAGCGGAGCAACUACAAGCGUGACACAGACCAAGUAGAGCAAGAAGGUCAAGACGAACCGUUAGAUCCAAGGGUCGUCAACGGCACCGAGACCAGACACGAGGUAGAGCAAGAAGGUCAAGAUGAACUGUUAGAUCCAAGGAUCAUCAACGGCACCGAGACCAGACACAAGGUUGAGCAAGAAGGUCAAGAUGAACCAUUAGAUCCAAGGAUCAUCAACGGCACCGAGACCAGACACGAGGUAGAGCAAGAAGGUCAAGAUGAACCGUUAGAUCCAAAGGUCGUCAACAGCACUGAGACCAGACACGAGGUAGAAGAAGGUCAAGAUGAACCGUUAGAUCCAAGGGUCGUCAACGGCACCGAGACCAGACACGAGGUAGAGCAAGAAGGUCAAGAUGAACCGUUAGAUCCAAGGGUCGUCAACAGCACUGAAAACAGACAUGGAGUAGAGGAAGAAGAUCAAGAUGAACAAUUAGAUCCAAGGAUCGUCAACGGCACUGAGACCAGACAUGGAGAGAACCCCUGGCAGGUAAUGCUGCUGGACUCCAAGAAGAAGCUGGCCUGUGGCGGGGUGCUCAUCCACAGUUCCUGGGUGCUGACUGCAGCCCACUGCGUGGAUGGUUCCCGGAAGCUCAGCGUCAGGCUUGGGGAGUAUGACCUGAGGCGCAGAGACAAGGGGGAGGUGGAGCUGGACAUCAAGAAGAUCUUCAUCCACCCCAACUACACCCGGAGGACCACCAACAACGACAUCGCGCUGCUCCGCCUGGCCCAGCCCACCGCCCUCUCCAAGACCAUCGUGCCCAUCUGCCUCCCAGACAGUGGCCUUGCAGAGCGGGAACUCACUCAGGCCGGCCAGGAGACGGUGGUGACGGGCUGGGGCUUCCAGUCUGAGCGGAAGGGAGACCCCAGGAGAAACCCCACCUCCGUUCUCAGCUCCAUCAGGAUUCCUGUGGCUCCUCGUGAUGAGUGCAUCCAGGUCAUGCAGAACGUGGUCUCGGAGAACAUGCUGUGUGCAGGCAUCCUUGGGGACACCCGGGAUGCCUGCGAUGGUGACAGUGGGGGGCCCAUGGUGGCCUCCUUCCAAGGCACCUGGUUCCUGGUGGGUCUGGUGAGCUGGGGUGAGGGCUGUGGGCUGCCUACCAACUAUGGCGUCUACACCAAAGUCAGUCGCUACCUCGACUGGAUCCACAGCCACAUCAGGGACAAGGACAGCCCUGUGCCGUAGCUGCCCCGCUUGUCUCCGAAUCCAGGGCUCCUGUGGCAGGGCUGCCGGGCAGCAGUGCAUGGGCCGCUCAAGGGGCACACAAGAAGCAGGGCA